AUGGUGAGUUGUGUGAAGAGCAUGUGAAUGGAUGCAAAUUCCCUUUUUGUUUCUAGCUUUUAGAAAAUCUAUACUCUCAUGCUAUCCUCUACUCAGAAAUCAACAAUUUGGUAUGCCAUUAAGAACAUUUAUGAUUUAUGGGAGAAGGUAAAAAUAUCAGCAUUAACAGGAGUUUGGAGGAAGUUAAUUCCAAUGAUCAUGGAUAACUUUGAGGGUUUCAGUGGAGGAAUUAAUGACAGUGUGAUAGAAAUAGCAAGAAAACUAAACUUAGAAGUGGGGUCUGAAUUUGUGAUUGAAUUGCUGCAAUCUCAUGAUAAAACUUUAAUGGAUGAGAAAUUGCUUCUUAUAGGACAGAGUGAGCAGCCCGACAAGCCGUGCCACAGGAUGGAACGAGCAGCCCUCCGAGCCACGCCGUGGGACGGAGCGAGUAGCCCACUGAGCCGCACCGCGGUACGGAGCGAGCAGCCUGAGGCGGCAUCGGCUGAGGUCGGGGACAACGCAGAGUCAGAGAGGGAGCCGCCUGGCCUGGCACAACCUCGUCUUACUCUUCCAGAAACAAAAGGGAGAACUGAACCUGAAUGUUCUGUAAAAGCUAAGAAAUGUCCACAUUUCUCAAGUGCAGAUUGCGUUCUGACUGUGAGCACCAGAGUCAACUGGAUACAGACAUACGUUCGUGUGACUGAUGUGUUGGCUUAUUGA
This is a messenger RNA of Galeopterus variegatus (Sunda flying lemur), 699 nucleotides long. RefSeq lists its product as uncharacterized. The record is from RefSeq and is a predicted model, not a curated record. The transcript is spliced from 5 exons. NCBI's taxonomy places the organism in Eukaryota, Metazoa, Chordata, Mammalia, Dermoptera, Cynocephalidae.